Messenger RNA from Cuscuta epithymum, 799 nucleotides. The record is from the annotation of a GenBank genome assembly. Lineage: Eukaryota; Viridiplantae; Streptophyta; Magnoliopsida; Solanales; Convolvulaceae.
CAGUGAAUGAAGAUGAGGUGCAAAGGUUGGAUUAUUCAUGAAUAAUCAAAAUGUGAGAUUAUUGAAAGAAGACCGCUAAAAGGUUGGAUUAUUAAUUUCCAUUUUCCUUAUUCUUGAUCGUAUAUCUAAGCUUAUUUCCCACUAUCUUUUGACACAAACAUCGUUUCCGAGUUGAUUUCCGAGCGAACUCCGAUUCACUGGUGUAGGUUGGUGUUUAUAGACAACUAUGGAAUCUAACAGGGGGCCCCACAGUGGAGGAAUUCAUCUUUUGUUAGCUGCAGAGAAAGAAGCUCAGCAAGUUGUCACUGCUGCCAGGGCCACGAAACAGGCGAGACUGAAACAGGCAAAGGAAGAAGCUGAGAAAGAGAUAGCAGAGUUUCGGGCUAAUUUGGAAGCUGCAUUUCAGAAUAAAGUAUCCCAGAGUAGCGGUGACUCGGGUGCAAAUGUGAAGCGUCUUGAACACGAAACGGAGGAAAAGAUCCAGCAUUUAAACAUGGACACUAAAAGAAUCUCACACAGUGUUGUCCAGAUGCUUCUGAGGCAUGCUACCACGGUGGCUAACUGAUUGUUUUCCUCUUAAUAUGGUACUGAUUGAAUAAAGAAUUGUCAUCUUUUGUUAAUUGUUUGUUAAUUGUGCCACAAAUAAAUGCAAUUUGGAUAUUUCAGAGAGUAGGUGAAUUGAGUUCCGCUGUAGCAUAAUAAGGUUCGUGAUUUGUUUGAAUAGAUAUAGCCAUAAAAUUAAUAAGCAUAUACUCCGUAUUUUAUAUAAGAAAUCUAAGUCUUUGUGUUUCGGGAGAUU